AGCUGAGAUCGGCCCCAAUCGCCGAUCAGUUGUUGAAAUGAAUCAGGCCUCUCUAUAUCAGCACGCCAACCAGGUGCAAAGGCAUGAUGCCAAAUUGAUUUUGGACGAGUUUGCCUCGACUUUGCAGUGGCGGUCUGAUGGCGAGGAUGCCCUCUUGGAUGUAGGCUCAGGUUCCGGGAAUGUACUCAUGGACUUCGUAAAGCCCCUACUCCCGAUUCGUGGUCAACUGGUAGGCACUGACAUCUCCAGUCAAAUGGUUGGCUAUGCCAGUAAGCAUUAUCAGCGUGAGGAACGAACUCGGUUCCAAGUUCUAGACAUAGGUUGCGAAAGACUGCCUGAGGAGUUGAGUGGGAGAUUCGAUCAUGUCACCUCGUUCUACUGCCUCCAUUGGGUGCUAAACCUGAAAGGAGCCCUAGGCAAUAUCUACAAUCUUCUAAAGCCGGAAGGUGGUGACUGUCUCCUGGCCUUCUUGGCCUCCAAUCCAGUUUAUGAAGUCUAUAAGUUGCUAAAGAUAAAUGAAAAGUGGUCUACUUACAUGCAGGAUGUGGAGCAAUUUAUAUCGCCACUUCACUACAGCCUAAAUCCUGGCGAGGAAUUUAGUCACUUGCUGAACGAUGUGGGUUUCAUACAACACAAUGUGGAAAUACGAAAUGAGGUAUUUGUAUACGAAGGUGUCAGGACUCUGAAAGAUAAUGUGAAAGCCAUUUGUCCAUUUUUGGAGCGCAUGCCUACAGACCUGCAUGAAGAUUUCCUGGACGACUUCAUAGACAUUGUUAUAUCCAUGAAUUUGCAGCAGGGCGAAAGGAAUGAGGAUCAAAAGUUUCUGUCGCCCUAUAAACUGGUGGUGGCCUAUGCUCGCAAGACACCUGAGUUUGUAAAUAAUGUUCUCCUCGAACCCUCACAUCAAAACUUGCUGAAGGGAAUUAACUAGUAAUUUUUGUUUAUUUUUUUAAACACGAUUUCGUUUUUUUAAUAGAGUCUACUAAAGCCAAAUAAUGUACUUACCAUUUAAAUAAAUAAAAGUUCCUAGAAUUUGUCAGUACCCAGUAUCCAGUAAAAUAAAAGUGUUUCAGCUUAGUAAAAUCUACCAAACAUACGAGAAACAAGGGUGAUUGCUAAGAUAUUUUCUAAUAGUUUUGUAAGAGACGUAAUUAAAUUAAUAAAGUCAAGAAUGUAUUUAUCUGA
Molecule: messenger RNA, 1185 nt
Organism: Drosophila eugracilis
Lineage: Eukaryota; Metazoa; Arthropoda; Insecta; Diptera; Drosophilidae
Gene: jhamt
Product: juvenile hormone acid O-methyltransferase
Exons: 2
Coding region: 38-931 (297 amino acids)
Source: RefSeq, a predicted model, not a curated record